GGCGCAUUCCGAGCUUCGUGCCGAGCCGGCGGGGCAGACUCGGGCAGCCAGCGUCCCUGGGCGAGGAAGAUGCUGCCGAUCGGGAAGACCACGAAGCAGGGCAAAAGGGGUAUUCUAGAGCGCUUAGAUGCUGGAGAAAUUGUGAUUGGAGAUGGAGGAUUUGUCUUUGCUCUUGAAAAGAGGGGAUAUGUAAAAGCUGGGCCUUGGACUCCUGAAGCAACUGUAGAGCACCCAGAAGCAGUUCGUCAGCUUCACCGGGAAUUCCUCAGAGCUGGAUCCAAUGUUCUACAGACAUUCACCUUUUAUGCCAGUGAGGACAAACUAGAGAACAGGGGCAAUUAUGUAGCUGAGAAAAUAAGUAGCCAGAAAGUGAAUGAAGCUGCUUGUGACAUUGCAAGAGAAGUGGCUACUGAAGGUGAUGCUUUAGUGGCUGGAGGAGUCAGUCAAACACCAUCAUACUUAAGCUGCAAGGAUAAAGCAGAGGUUAAAGCAGUCUUUCGAAAGCAAGUAGAUAUCUUUAUGAAGAAGAAUGUGGACUUCCUAAUUGCAGAGUAUUUUGAACAUGUUGAAGAGGCUGUCUGGGCAGUUGAAGUUCUAAAAGAAUCUGGAAAGCCAGUUGCAGCUACAAUGUGCAUUGGUCCAGAAGGAGACAUGCAUGGUAUUCCACCUGGACAAUGUGCUGUCCAACUGGUGAAGGCUGGUGCUUCUAUUGUUGGAGUCAACUGCCAUUUUGAUCCAGAUACUUGCCUGGAAACCGUAAAAUUGAUGAAAGAGGGCUUGCAGGCAGCUAAACUGAAAGCCCACCUGAUGUCCCAACCGCUUGCUUUCCAAACACCUGACUGUGGAAAGCAGGGUUUUAUUGAUCUUCCAGAAUUUCCCUUUGCUUUGGAGCCAAGAAUUGUAAGCAGAUGGGAUAUUCAAAAUUAUGCAAGAAAGGCCUAUGACUUAGGAAUUCGUUACAUUGGAGGUUGCUGUGGAUUUGAGCCGUAUCAUAUCCGAGCAAUAGCUGAGGAGCUGGCUCCUGAAAGAGGAUUUUUGCCCGAAGCUUCUGAGAAACAUGGUAGCUGGGGCAACAGCCUGAGCAUGCAUACUAAACCCUGGGUCAGAGCAAGGGCAAGAAAAGAAUACUGGGAGAAUCUGAAGCCUGCUUCAGGCAGACCAUAUUGUCCUUCAAUGUCAAAGCCAGAUGGCUGGGGAGUGACUAAAGGAGCCAGGGAGCUGAUGCAACAGAAGGAAGCAACAACUGAACAACAGUUGAAGGAGCUCUUUCAGAAACAGAAGUUUUAAUCCACUGCAUUCUCUGUUAGCUAAUUGCCAUUAAUUGGGUAGACACAGAAAUAUGUGAAAAGUAAUAACUGGCUUAACCCAACUGUGAAAAGAGAAAAAGCCAUCCAUAAAUACAUUUAUCAAUGGACUUCCACUCCAGAGUCUGUUUUCAGUUUAGAGUUAUGUAGGAGCUUCCUCAGACCUCAAGAUUUGUUGAGGACUACUUCAGGGACACACAAGCUGUCAGUGCUUCAGACACACAGUUAUCUGUAGUUGCUUUCCUGAUUUCAAAAGAAUAAAAGUAAACUGGAAAAUACAUCUUAUAUUGGAAUCAAAAAAUAAGGAGAAUGAGAUCUUGCAGGAUUUUCUUAUAUGGAGUAGAAAGGUUCAGAGAACUUUUAAGAAAGAAAAAUUACAGGUAGAUUACUCUGGUUUUGUCUUGAGUUACCAUGUACACAAGAUUUACCCAUCUGGAGACUAAAAGGCUUAAAAAAAUUAUUCUGCAAUUAAAAUAAAUUAAAAUUAAUAUGAUGGAGUAGUAUUGUAUUAUCUUUAUACCUUAAAUCACAAGAGCUCAAACAGAAUAACAUACGUCUAGUAAACAACGAAUUUUCAAAUGAUCGAGUUGAUUUAUGGAUAUUUAAUUGGAAACACUAGGUUAUCACAAAAUAGCACUUAAAAUGAAGUUUCCUAAAUUACAACUCCUGUUAAUAGGAGUAGUAGAAUGUUCCCUGUUUAUUUUUUUAAAGUUGACUCAUUGACUCUAGAAUCUUAGGUCUAAGAUAUGAAAUGGAUCAAUCCACCUGAAUUAAGAAUACCCAUGGACAUUUGUACACUGCACUUGCUGAGAAAGGUUUUCUUAGGAAGGGUAUCACUGCGCUUGGAAGUUAUGACAGCCAAAUUUCCAUAGUUUAUUUUUGUGAAAUACCAUACAACUUAGAUUUCUCUCUAGAAUAUCAUUCCAAACUAUUCUACAUUAAAGCCACUACCUUUAUGAA
Molecule: messenger RNA, 2264 nt
Organism: Strigops habroptila (Kakapo)
Lineage: Eukaryota; Metazoa; Chordata; Aves; Psittaciformes; Psittacidae
Product: betaine--homocysteine S-methyltransferase 1
Exons: 8
Coding region: 70-1287 (405 amino acids)
Molecular function (GO): zinc ion binding; betaine-homocysteine S-methyltransferase activity
Source: RefSeq, a predicted model, not a curated record